AUGGAGGACGGCAUUCAACAGAUGUCUGAUAUCAAGAAGCUCGAGCUUGAGGCUCACUCCCUCCGCCGUGUGGCCUUCUUCGGAGUCGCCAUCUCCACCGUCGCCACCUUGGUGUGCGUCUUGUCUGUGCCAAUGCUCUACAACUACAUGCAGCACAUGCAAUCCGUUAUGCAAUCCGAGGUCGACUUCUGCCGCUCCCGAUCCGGAAACAUCUGGAGAGAAGUGACCCGCACCCAGGUUCUCGCUAAGGUCUCUGGAGGAGCUAUCCGUUCCCGCCGUCAAGCCGGAUACGAAAGCCUCGGAGUUGAAGGAUCCCACUCGUCUGCUGGAGGAUGCUGCGGAUGCGGAGUCUCCGCUCAGGGACCACCAGGACCACCAGGACCAGACGGAUAG
This is a messenger RNA of Caenorhabditis bovis, 393 nucleotides long. The record is from the annotation of a GenBank genome assembly. NCBI's taxonomy places the organism in Eukaryota, Metazoa, Nematoda, Chromadorea, Rhabditida, Rhabditidae.